UGUGCGCAUACAUACAAUAAGUGUUUGUGUUGUGGUGUGCGUGUGUGUCAUUGAAUUAGUAACGCUGAUUCAACUGUGAAGCGUGACAACGAAUAUGAUUAAAAUUACACGUAAGCGGUUAAAGGAUACGCUAACGAACGUAUCGAGCUGAGCUGAUUUGAAUUGAAUUGAAUAGCAAUGCAAGCGGCGAGCUGAAGAGAUGCGGUGUAUAUGUACAUACGAGUAUGUGUCCUAAAGUGUGCCCACACAAACAAACUAAAAUAAUCCAACAUACUUGAGCGUCCGUUGUGUGAAUAUGCAGCCUCAUCCUUUGAAUGUCACGAGCAUCAAACGGCAAAAAACCUUCCCAUACACACUAUUUCGAGGCGUAUACAAUAAAAACAAUAAAUGAUGUCCUGGAUAGCGAUAAUAUUUUACACAACAAUUUUCCAAAGUCAACCAAAUAAAAAGUGCUUCUCAUACAGCCACGUAUUGCUUCCUUCCACAACGUUGUCUUCAAAAUUAUAAUUUCGUCUGGAAAUGCAACUACUGUACUUUUGAAUCUGAAUCUUCCUGCCAAUCUUAGAGAUAAAUUGCAAUGCAUGCUAAUGUGACAUCGGAUCGUGGUGGCGGCAGCGGGUCAUGGCGUUUACCACCUGACGAAACCUUGCAGGUGCAAGAUCCCAAACAAAAGAAUGAUGAUUUAGAUUUGGAUGAAGGCCAUAAUUGGCGUAGCAUAAUAUUUUCACUGUUAGUUAUUAGUUUUGUAAUAGCCGGAAUUAUAACCGCAAUCUAUCUAUUAGGUUAUGUCGAUGAACUGCUGUACUGGUCAGGUCGUCGUAUGAUACUCGACGAGUACCUGCAGGGCGAUUUGACGCCCACACGCCUGCAACCCGCCUGGGUUACCACGCGUAAGUAUGUCUUCCAGUCAGAUGACGGCGGACUGGCUAUAUUGGACACCACCAGCAAUUCGGUUAGCACGCUCGUUACUAAUCAUACGCUACGGCAGCUAAAUGUGCGCGGCUAUCAGUGCUCACACGAUCUGCGAUAUGUUCUUUUUAGGCAUAAUGUUAAGAAGAUUUUUCAAAAAUCUUUUACCGCAUUUUAUACAAUCUACGAUGUUGAAAACGAUCACCAUAUGCCUGUAAAGCUAAAGGACUCGCCCAAGGUGCAGCGUACACGCCUGCAGUAUGCCGCUUGGCUGGGCAACACUACCUCCCUGGUAAUCGUUGUCGACAACGACAUCUACCUACGACAAUCACCCACUGACGAGGAGGACUUACGUAUCACAAAUACAGGGUAUCAAAAUGUUAUUUACAAUGGCGUACCAGAUUGGCUCUACCAGGAGGAAAUUUUAGAGAAUGCGGAAGCGAUAUGGGCCUCCCAAGAUGGUACACACUUUAUGUAUGCCUCGUUCAACGACAGCAAAGUGAGUAUGAUGACAUACCCAUGGCUUGCGUCGGGUGCGAUUAUUGCUGGUAGUGGCAUGACAUCGGAAAGCUCAUUUCCGGAAACGAAAAAUGUGCGCUAUCCAACGCCCGGCACAAUGAACCCAGAGGUAACACUCUGGCUGGUGGAUGCUAGUAAUUUUACAGACAUACAGUAUUUUAUACUGAAGCCACCUCCUGCUUUAGAUGGACAAGAUUUUUAUAUAACAUCGGCCGGUUGGAUUUCGGAACAAAAUCACCAAGUCUCUGUCGUCUAUUUGACUCGCUCUCAGAAUUACAGCAUAAUCGCGACCUGUCUUGCCGAUACAAAUUGGACAUGCGAAGAGAUUCACUCAGAACGUGCUCCCGAAGAUGAAUGGCUUGACAUACUUCCUCAUCCUGUCUUCGCCCCCGACGGUAACAGUUUUUUAAUAUUGGCGAGUAUACAGGAGUUCGGCAACGAGCAUUUCACGCACAUCAAGCAUGUCACUAUUACACAACAACGUAUAUCCGUCAUAUCACAUGGGCGUUAUGAGGUGCUAAAAAUCUUAUGCUGGGAUACGGUCAAUCACUUAGUAUACUAUCUAGGCACCCAGGAUAAAAAGCCCGGGCAGCGGCAUUUGUAUAUGGUGAAGGACCCGGUCAAUGAUGAGAGUAGAAAAAGUGAGCCGCAGUGCAUUACCUGCGAUUUAGGCGAAGCGCUUUGGAGCAGUCGCUACUACUACGUGAAUUGUUCCCAUUUCGAUGCCUUCGUGACACCAGUGUCUUCCAUAGCAACUCAAUACGGUAUUGAAUUUUACAUACUAGAAUGCCAAGGGCCCGGCUUACCUGUGUCGGGAGUGCAUAUGCAAAAAUCACAUAGUUUGGUAAAAAUACUUUACGACACCCGUCCGUUCUUUACGGAGCGCCUGCAAAAGUUGGCGUUACCCACACAACGUUCAUUCGAGAUACCAUUGCCACAUGGGAGUCGUGCACAAGUGCAAUUACUUCUACCGCCUAGUUGGCGUGAAGAACUUAGGGAUGCCGCCUUUCCGGUUGUGGUCGAAGUUAACGGCCGCCCAGGUUCCGAGUCUGUUUCAGAAAAAUUUCGAAUAGAUUGGGGCACGUAUAUGUCGUCGCGUAACGACGUUAUAUAUAUACGCUUAGAUGUUCGUGGCGCGAAGGGUCAAAGUAAAAAGCAACUGUACCGACAUUUGGGCGGCGUGGAAGUACAGGAUCAGAUUUCUGUUUUAAGAUAUCUUUUGGAAACUAUUAGUUUUUUAGAUGAGACACGUGUGGGUAUCUGGGGAUGGGGCUAUGGGGGUUACGUGACUUCGAUGGUGCUUGGCACGCAGCAGGAUGUGUACAAAUGCGGCAUAGCCAUAUCGCCUAUAGCAGAUUGGCUUUACUACAAUUCUGCUUUCACAGAACGCAUAUUAGGCUUGCCAGCGGAAAACUACAAAGGCUACGUCGAAGCCGAUGCAACGCAGCGGGCGCGACUCAUUAAAUCACAUUCAUUCUUCCUAAUACACGGCUUAGCCGACUCCACGGCACCCUACAUACAUGGCAUACAAUUGGCCAAAUCGCUAACAGAUGCCAACAUAUUGUACAGAUAUCAGACGUACGCGGAUGAGGGUCACGAUCUGUCCGGGGUGCUCGAACAUGUUUAUCUAUCGAUGGAACAUUACUUUGCUGAUUGCUUAAGUCUCGAUCCGGAUGAUACGAAACCCGAUCUGGAUCAGAAAAUAGUGCCAGCUGAGUAGAGAGCGGACGGCGGCUGAUUUAAAAAGUAACAAAACUGAGAUGUUAUAGCAAUUAAGCGCGACAUAGUGAUUUAAAAAUAAUUAGUAUUAGAAUAUAAAUAUUACAAUUAAGCACAAGUGCAUUAAGAAUGAGAUCAAAGUGAAAGUAAAAGGACUAAAAUAACAAUGAGUAGCUAAGGCAAGCAGAAGACAUCAAACAUACAUAUAUGAAAAAUCAGUUCUA
Anastrepha obliqua is the source of this 3371-nucleotide messenger RNA. RefSeq names its product prolyl endopeptidase FAP. The record is from RefSeq and is a predicted model, not a curated record. Bases 578 to 3148 code for a protein of 856 amino acids. The transcript has 13 exons. Gene Ontology annotation, molecular function: dipeptidyl-peptidase activity; serine-type peptidase activity. Lineage: Eukaryota; Metazoa; Arthropoda; Insecta; Diptera; Tephritidae. Gene Ontology annotation, biological process: proteolysis.